AAACACCAAUUUCUGCCUAAUGCAAAUGCCGAUUCCUCAUAUUCACAUUAUAUAAUUGAGAUUAAAUUGUUACAAACAAUAACGUCACCCUAACAAAUGGAUCUUUAUUAAUCAAUAAUUAGGUAUGACUUUGUUAUGAAUGAUUAAAACGUAUUUCAAACCUCUGUAUGCACCAUAAUUGCCCAAAUGACCUUCUCGGUCGACUUUUUUUAAUUUUGUGAUUUUGAAAGUAAAAUUUGUUGCCGCGACAAGAUUAUUUUUUUCAUAUUUGUUACAAUCUGAAAAAAAUCCAUUGUUUCACUCGUUUUUAAGCCUUGCCCACUUUCUGUGUGAGGACUCUGAUUGGCUGUAUCUGAGCGCGGAUGCCGUCAUCGCUCGGAAUGCUCAUUCAUCUGUGUACUUGGGCGUUGGACUCCGCAUCUUAUUAGCAACAAGGGAAAUUUCUCCAUUUUCCACCCUGUCUACAGCGAAAGCCACAAAUCUGGGAUUUUUUAUUACUUCUCUUCAGUUGGCAGGUUUUCUGACAUUUUCCCAUUUUGUUCUCUGCGACUGGACUUUGAUUGCUUCUCCAGUAAACUUUUCAAAGAGGAACCUUCGCAAAGAGCUUGCGUUUAAGAAAGAGGCUAGUGGUCUUUGUUCGUUUUUUGGAUCUGUUGAGUUUCUUUGUUGGAGCGAAAGCAUGGGAGCGCAAUUCUCCAAGACAGCUGCAAAUGGCGAAACCGCGGUUGAAAAGCCUGGAGAGGCUGCCGCUUCACCAACCAAGACCAAUGGACAGGAAAAUGGCCAUGUGAAAGUGAAUGGGGAUGCCUCUCCUGCAGCUGCUGAGGCAGGCAAGGAGGUGCAGGCCAAUGGCAGCACCACAGCUGAGGAGGCUCCAAAAGAGGAGGCUGCGCCUGCAGAAGUGGCGGCAGUAGAUGGGGUGAAGACAGAGAAUGCAGAGACUGUGUCUCCAGCAGCCGAGGGUGAGGCCACCAAGCCGGAGGGAGCCACGGCUUCAACCAGCAACGAGACCCCCAAAAAGAAGAAGAAGCGCUUCUCAUUCAAAAAGUCCUUCAAGCUCAGUGGCUUCUCCUUCAAGAAAACCAAAAAGGAGACUGGCGAUGGGGCAGAGGGUGAGGAGGCUGCUGCGUCCACUGAGGAGGCCAAGGCUGAGACAGCCGAGGCCCCAGAGGUCACGGCAGAGGUUGAGGAGGCCAAGCCUGCUGAGGGAGAGGCUGCUGUUGCUGCUGAGGAGGAGGCCAAGGAAGCAGCUAGCCCUGCAGAGGCCAAGCCUGAGGAAACAGCAGCCCCCGCUGAGGAGGCCAGGGUAGCCCAAGCCACUGAGGAGCCAAAGGCAGAAGAAAAGCCAGCUGAGCCUGCUGCUGCAGAGGAAGCACCCAUCUCGGAGGAGGCUGCACCUGCAACAGAGGCUGCAUCCAGUCCAGAAGCCCCCGUUACUGCAGAGGUCGCUGUUGAGUAAAGCUGGAAACUCCGAGCAAAACAGAAUAAAUUAAAAAAGGAGAAAAAAAGAUAAUCAAAGAACAUUUCCCUGUUUGUAUGUCGGAGCGGUGCCAGUUGAUGGCUUUGGAGAACUUGUCUACAACCAGGGAUAUUUUAAAGCUUUCCUUUUUUUGGUUUCCCUUCCCCCUCCUUUUUUUGGUUUCCCUUCCCCCUCCACAAAACCUAUCUCGGUCCAUUGUUACUACCAUUCCAACGGGCAGAGGUGGGUGGCUUAAAUGUAAAACUACAGAAAAAUACAUCCACGCUCUGCCAUAUAUUUUUUGCAUCAGUAUUAAAUGUUUUUGUUUUUGCAUUUUUAUAUAAAAUGUAAACUUGUCAAAAUGUAUGGACAUCCCCAUGGUAUGAAGGAGGUGGGGAAAAGUAGUUGUAAAUGAAGGGGAUUUUGGGGUGGGCAGGGGAUGGAAUAGAAGGUGGCACAAUUGUGCCACAGACUGAUGUAAAGAGUAAUCUUCAAAAAAUUGAAAGAAACGACCAACACCUGUGUACCACGAGAGUACCAUGCGAUUUACAACACUAAGUCAUUUUUACUAUGAGACAAAAUAUUAAAUUCCCAGAGCUAGGUUUAGGAAGUCAUUUAAAAGAAAUCAUAGGAGCUUUUCACUUCUCAUUAGCUGUACCAGUCAGUGAUUCAGUAGAAAUACAAGUUGUAUAGGCUUUAUUGUUUAUUGCUGGUUUUAUGACCUUAAUAAAGUGUAAGUAUGUAUAGGCGGGGUGUUUUUAACUGUGAUUAUUGUACAAAUGAAAUCUUGAUCUCAAGAAGCACAUGAAGUUUGCAGCUCUUUUUCCACCCGCUCAUUUUUGUAAGAUAACGAAAACAAAUUCAUCCUGGAAGACCUUUUAAGCAAUUUUGAACUCAACCAAGCUGUGAUAAGUGGAAUGGUUACUGUUUAUAUACUGUGGUAUGUUUUGAUUACAGCAGACAAUGCUUUUCAGUGGUCUUUGACGAAUUAAGGAAUCUCUAUCAGAUGCAAUGUUUGUGUAGCAUCUUGUCUCUUUCUUUUCUUUUGUAAAUACUGGAGAAGGUUUUACCAAUUUGACUUAGAGAUGGAAUGUAACUUUGCUUACAAAAAUUGCUAUUAAACUCCUGCUUAAGGUGUUCUAAUUUUCUGUGAGCACACUAAAAGCAAAAAUAAAUGUGAAUAAAAUUUG
This is a messenger RNA of Oncorhynchus kisutch (coho salmon), 2649 nucleotides long. Its product is annotated as myristoylated alanine-rich C-kinase substrate. Gene Ontology annotation, molecular function: calmodulin binding; actin filament binding. Gene Ontology annotation, biological process: actin filament organization; central nervous system development. The coding region runs from base 680 to 1459 and encodes 259 amino acids. The record is from RefSeq and is a predicted model, not a curated record. The transcript has 2 exons. Gene Ontology annotation, cellular component: cytoplasm; actin filament bundle; plasma membrane. Lineage: Eukaryota; Metazoa; Chordata; Actinopteri; Salmoniformes; Salmonidae.